AUGUUCAAAUUUACCGAUGCUUCCCCUUUCCGCGUCUUCACGACCUCAACGGACAGGCCUUGCGCCGUGCUCGAGCAGUAUCCUGAUAACCUCUUCGUGCUCACCUUCCACCGCGCGGCUCAUCGCCGAUACGCCUUUGUCAAACCCUCGGUCUACGUCAGCUCCCGGAGUCUCGCGAUCCCUAUCCUCGGCGUUGAUAUCAGCCCCGUGCCUGAGCAAAUGCCGGGCAAUGGAUUCGUGGCCCCCGUCGACAGCGCGGUGCAGCGCGCCCCCGUGGUGACCAAGGAUGAAUCGCGUCGGGCUCCGCGCUCGAGGAGGAACCUGACCACCGCUUCGUGCCCUUCCGUGCUCACCGAUCCUAGGCAUACUGCGGCCUCGGAUAAGACGGAGCUCCUGUUUUACUUCUGCACUCACCAAGAUGAGCAACGCAACAGCGCAGGCGCCGUCCUUCGGAGUUUGGUGUUUCAACUCCUUAAAAAACGCCCAGGCUUGUACAAGCACGUCUCUCCCUUUUUCGAAGGUGAGGAACGGACACAAAAGACGAGAGAAUCUGAAGACGCUCUUUGGAUCAUCCUCAGCACACUUCUUCGAGCUCCAGACUGCGCUACCAUCUUUUGCUUGAUAGACGGCCUGGAUGAGUGCGACGCUAUGUCCAUAAAGUUUCUCGCUGCCAAGUUCCGCGGUCUCUUCUCUGCACAGGGCACUGCGCAGUCUCGCAGGACCCUCCACUUGGCGAUUGUGAGCCGCGCGAUCGCCGAUCUAGACACAUUCACCCAAAUACAUCUAGAUCCACACAACGACGAAUUCGUCAACCGCGACCUAGAACGUCAGCACGUCUCCCUUAUCCACCAGUCGGCACGCGAGUACCUGCUGCGGAAAGAGGCGGACGGUGACCCACUGCUAGAGGAGUUCCGCCUCAAAGAAGACAUUUGCCAUGCCAUCUUGGCCAGGAAAUGCCUUGAUCACAUCGAAGAGAGUGAGCUUCGCGACAGACCUCUGCCCACAAAGAGACUGCCCCGAGCCGCCCUGGAAAAGUCCCCACUGUUGCCAUACGCCGUUAAGCAUUGGCCAGACCACGCGAGGCGUGCUUCCGCCCGCCUGGACUGGGAUAGGGAGAUUAAAAGGCCCUUUUUCCAGGAUAAUUCCAACUCGCAAAAGAACUGCCGCGCCUUCACGCUGCGCAAGCCUGCCAACGAAAAGGACGGCGGAGGCUCAACUGCGCUUUACUACGUUACAUAUGACGCGCACGAAGCCGUGGUACGACUGCUGCUCGACCACGGCGCCGACGUCGACGCGCCGUGUUUCAGGGGCAUCACGGCGCUUACGGAAGCCUCGCGGAGUGGCGACCUAGUUCUGGUACGGAUGCUGGUCGAGCGCGGCGCCAAGGUGAACGCGGGAUGGAGCAGGUAUAAUUCCGUCCCGAGGAUGCAGCUGAUAGUUCUCCAGAUGGUUAGCCUGGCCCUGAAGCCGGAUUCCGACACAAUGUUUUCAUCGGUUCAGCGGCCGGGGCUUCACACCUUUGCUCGCUGCGAGGAAUAG
Messenger RNA from Parascedosporium putredinis, 1539 nucleotides. NCBI's taxonomy places the organism in Eukaryota, Fungi, Ascomycota, Sordariomycetes, Microascales, Microascaceae. The record is from the annotation of a GenBank genome assembly.